Molecule: messenger RNA, 6332 nt
Organism: Salarias fasciatus (jewelled blenny)
Lineage: Eukaryota; Metazoa; Chordata; Actinopteri; Blenniiformes; Blenniidae
Gene: tiam1a
Product: TIAM Rac1 associated GEF 1a
Exons: 29
Coding region: 315-5339 (1674 amino acids)
Biological process (GO): small GTPase-mediated signal transduction; activation of GTPase activity
Cellular component (GO): plasma membrane; cytosol
Molecular function (GO): guanyl-nucleotide exchange factor activity; protein binding
Source: RefSeq, a predicted model, not a curated record
AGUCUGGUCUCGGCAUGCAAUAGGCAGCAUGUGUGAGUGUGAGCUGUGUUGUGUGUGUGUGGAGUAAAACGCUGCGCUGGAGACGUCUCACUGAUGCAAGGAUUCCCCCUCUUUACUCCCGGAGAGGACAUGUGCUGAGAGUGUUUUAACUACCACAGGGAAUUAACUGUUACAGAGGGAACCCUGGGACCUCCAGUCAAGGGCACACUGAGACCACCCUUUGAGGAUGUGCGGAGAAUCGUGCUAACGGCGAAAGAUGACGCCACACUGAUGUGGGGAAGCUGGUGAUGCGGCCGCACAAUUAUAGUUGAAUCAUGGGAAACGUGGAGAGUCAGAAUGGAGACAGUGGUUUCUACGGGGAUGUGACCGGACAUCUGUCCCGUAAACACACGUCCCGCUCGCUCCGCGUCUCCAGCAAGCAGCCGAUCACCCGCCGCUCGAGACACUCUUCCUCGGUGAAACAGGAACACCGAAACUCAGAGGCUUCGACUCGCUCCUCCAGCACCCCGAGCAUCCCACAAUCCUUAGCAGAGAGUGGACUCGAGCUCUUCGCAGAGACAGAUGAGUUUGGAGAGUUUGGCUUAAACCCGCACUGGACUCAACGUGUUGCCAUGACAAUGAGGCCAGAGUCCUAUCAGCACGACGACGACCCCCUGGCCACACCCACCCCGGAAACCUCAGAGGCCGACACCGUCGCUCAGGAUGGAGGAGAGGACUCAAUGGGAGAGGGGGAGGGGGAUGUUAUGGGCGAGGAACGCUACCUCCAGCGAAUGACUGACGGCUCCAGAGACGGAGGGAGCUUCAAAAAGAAGAGGUCGAAGUCGGCGGACAUGUGGAGGGAAGACAGCCUGGAGUUUUCUCUGUCAGACCUGAGCCAAGACCAUCUCACCUCCACCGAGGAGAUGGUUGAUGGAGGAGAGGAGGAGGAGGAGGAGGAAGAGGAGCAGUUCACAUGCCCCAGAGGCAGCACAGGCUCAGCCGAAAGGGCAUCGUCUCUGGACCAUCUGUGCAGCCAGCAGAGCCCCGGCCUCAGGGGGCAGAGGAGCCGCUACGCUAAAAAUCGCAGAGAAACUGAGUGCGAUGGAGACGCGGAAGGGGAGGAGGGACUGAUGUCUCCUGCCGAGGAGGAUGGCAGCGGGUACGGAGCCUUCACUCUCCCCUGCAGGCGCUCGCACUGCCUCUCCGAGGGCCUGGCGGGACUCGGUAUCCCGGCCCCACCGUGCCCUGCCUUCCAGGGACGACGUGCACAGACUACUCAGGACAUCUCUGGUGUUCUGUGCGAGGGCAGCGAGUACGGUGACAGCGGGAUCGAUGGCGUCACUGCAGAGAUUGACGGCGACGGCGAAUUGGUGUCCCGGCGGUGCAAGGCCAUGUCGGCCUCUUUCUCGGUGUACUCGGCCACCGAGAGCAGCGUCUUUAACGGGAGCGACAGCGGGAGCAGCAGCACGGGGGGUGGAGACGGACGAGGUGGCGAAGGAUGCAGGGGAGGAGUGUAUGAAAAUUUCCGAAAGGAGCUCGACAAUCAAGCCUGGACAAAUCAGGGGCGUGACUGCAGGGAGGAGGCUUCUUCUGCCGUGAGCGACGAGCAGAGCAGCGGCACACUCAGCAGCGCGUAUCCCUCCGACACUGUGAUUGGCUGUGCUCAAGGCACAGUCCGGAAGGCUGGGGCUCUGGCUGUGAAGAACUUCCUGGUCCAUAAGAAGAACAAGAAAGUAGAGCCAGCAACGAAGCGCAAGUGGAAACAAUACUGGGUUUCAUUAAAAGGCUGCACCCUCUUUUUGUACGAGUCAGACGGUCGUUCAUGUAUUGACCAAAACAGCAUCCCUAAACACGCGCUGUGGGUGGAGAACAGCAUCGUCCAAGCCGUACCUGAACACCCCAAAAAAGACUUUGUCUUCUGCCUCAGCAACUCGGUGGGAGAUGCUUUUCUCUUCCAGACAUCAGGUCAAACGGAACUGGAGAACUGGAUCACGGCGAUCCACUCGGCGUGCGCGGCUGCUCUCGCCAGACAGCACCACAGGGACGACACCGUGCGACUGCUGCGAACCGAGAUCCGCAAGCUGGAGCAGAAGAUCGACAUGGAUGAGAAGAUGAAGAAAAUGGGAGACAUGCAGCUGUCCACUGUGACUGAUGCCAAGAAGAGAAAAACCAUUCUCGAGCAGAUUUUCUUGUGGGAGCAGAAUUUGGAGCGAUUCCACAUGGAUCUCUUCCGCUGCCGAUGCUACCUGGCCAGCCUGCAGGGUGGCGAGCCCCCGAAUCCCAAACGCCUCCUGGGCUUUGCUUCACGUCCCACCAAGCUCGUCAUGGGCCGACUGGGCAUCUUCUCCGUUUCUUCAUUUCAUGCACUGGUGUCUGCCCGCACGGAAAGCACUGUCAGGAGGCGAAACCAGGCCAUGCCUCGUACCUUCAGUAAACGCCGAAGCCGUUUCUCCUCCCUCUGGGGCCUGGACACUACCUCCAAGAGGAAGACCAAGGGACACCCUUCAAUUGAUCAGGUGUUCGUGGACGGGCUGGAGCCGGUCAGGAAGCCUCUGGAGCGCAUGUUCGAGGACUCCACCAGUGAAAAAUCUAAGGAGCGAGAAGGCUCGGUGAAAAGUGCUGCUCCGCAAAAUGUAGACAGUGAUAUUUGGGUUCCUGAUUACCUGAAGCCGUCCUGGGUGUGUCUACCAAACAACCAGCCCGUCCUGGCCAUCAUACAGCCCGGCGACACGGCGCUGGAAGUCCUGAGCACCGUCUGCAAGGCACAUAACAUCGAUCCUUCUUGCCAUUACCUGCGAUUGAAAGUGUGUGUUGAAAACCAGAUUCUGUUCUACGUUCCCAAAUUUGAAGAGGAUAUUUCCGACCUGCUUUACAAAGAGGUCGAGAUUUGUCCCAAAGCUACCAAGGUGAUCCUGUUUGACAAAACCGAGUCCUGCGCCAUUGGAUAUGGGUUUUCUGUGGCCGUCAUCGAUGAGGAGGGGGUGCAGCAGCUCCAUGUGACUGAAGUGAAAGGAGGAGGACUGGCUUCAGCUAAAGGAUUAAAAGUUGGGGAUGAGAUUCUGUUACUUAACGGUAAACCUGCAUCUGCUCUUCAAAUGGAUGAUUUGAGGGCUGCAUUUGUGAACCAAUCGCUGACCUUGAGCCUGAGCACGCUGCCCCAGCUGGAUCCUCUGCUGCUUUGCUCCCUUCCACCCCGGCGGGCCGACGGGGACCAGGACCAAACCACAGACAUCUUCUCUCAGAGCCAAGAGGACAUCCUGGACGAGGUGUCUGGUUUGACACUGGAGAGCCCCGAUGAAAGUUUAGAGGAAAGACAUCACCGGAUCCUGCAGAGCCCUGGAGACCAUCAGGAAGAAAAAACCUUCACAGGCGCUGGACAGAAGAGUACGGAGCAGGUCGCUGCUUUCUGCCGCAGUCUCCAUGACAUGAAUCCCCUGGAGUGCCCCAUGUCGUCCUCGUCCUCGUCUUCCUCGUCGUCCCUCUCCCCGAGCCCCGUGUCGGCGUUGCCGCCCACAGGUGGCGCCGCGGCCCAACGGCAGCUGUCCCACGCCGACAAACUGCGCAAGGUCAUAAGUGAACUGGUGGAGACGGAGAAGACUUACGUCAAAGACUUGAGCUUCCUAAUAGAGCGCUACUUAACGCCGCUGCAGAAAGAGAGCUUCCUCACACAAGAUGAGCUGGAUGUUUUGUUCGGUAACCUCGGGGAGAUGGUGGAGUUCCAGGUGGAAUUUCUCCGGACGCUGGAGGAUGGGCUCCGGCUGGUGCCGGAUCUGGACCGACUGGAGAGGGUGGAGCAGUUUAAGAAAGUGCUCUUCUCCCUGGGCGGUUCGUUCCUGUAUUAUGCCGAUCGCUUCAAGAUCUACAGCGCCUUCUGUGCCAGUCACACCAAGGUCCCGAAGGUCUUGGCAAAAGCCAAGACUGACCCAGAUUUCAAGGCGUUCCUGGCUGAGAGAAACCCCAGACAGCAGCAUUCAUCCACUCUGGAGUCGUACCUCAUCAAACCCAUUCAGAGGGUCCUGAAGUACCCCCUGCUGCUGAGGGAGCUCUACUCCCUCACCGACCCCGACAGCGAGGAGCACUACCACCUCAACGUUGCCGUGAAUGCCAUGAACAAAGUUGCAAGUCACAUCAAUGAGAUGCAGAAGCUUCAUGAGGAAUACGGAGCGGUUUUUGAUCAGCUCAUCAAUGAGCAGACCGCAGUGAAGAAAGAGGUAGCGGACCUCUCAAUGGGCGAUCUUUUACUGCACUCCACAGUGGUGUGGAUCAAUCCUCCAGCCUCGUUGGUCAAAAACAAAAAGGACCCUGAUUUAGCAGCUUUUGUGUUCAAAACAGCAGUCGUAUUUGUGCACAAAAGCUGUUCCAAGCACAGAAAGAAAAUCGGUGCAUCGCAUCGAGUCUCAGUGAGUGACGACAAAGAUCCUUUUCGUUUUCGCCACAUGAUCGCAACUGACUGUCUGCAAGUCCGCGCUCUUCCCAACUCUGAGGGCACAGCGGUUUGUGAAAUCGUCCACACCAGGUCAGAAUCUGAGGGAAGGCCAGAGCGAACCUUCCAGCUGUGUUGCAGUUCUCCAGAAAGUAAAAAGGACUUUUUGAAAGCGGUCCACUCCAUCCUGAGGGAGAAGCAACGCCGGCAGCUUCUCAAGACGGAGUCUCUGCCCCCCAACCAGCAGUACGUCCCAUUUGGUGGGAAACGCCUGUGUGCCCUGAAAGGAGUCCGGCCUGGUAUGAACAGAGCAGCGUCGGCUCCGUCUCGAACGCUGUCCCGCAGGAAGCUGGUGAAAAACCGUAUUACCAUCGACACUGACCUGGUUUUCCACGGCAACAACAACAACAGCAACGACACCAACCCUUCCAGGCAUCAUUCCUCCAAUGCGCUGCUCUCCCAGCAUGCCCCUCUUCAGUCCGACAAGUCUCAGGGAGAGGACACGGACCGCUGGGUGGAGGAGCAGUUCAACCUGGGCUGCUACGAAGAGCAGUGCGACGGCAUCGACUUGGGACAGGUGAAGGAGACGGACAUACUGAGCGAUGAUGAUGAGUACUGCAAGUCUGUGCGGGCUGCGUCGGCCAGGCCAGCGGCUCUGGAGACGGAGAUGGAUGGACUGCGCCUGCAGGGCAGAGAGGGCGGCCUGAACGACCGGGCGAUGCAGGAGGAAGCCGACCGGAUAAGACACGGAGACGACUCCAGCUCCAUCGACUCUUUCGCGUCCUGCGGCGUCUCCGCCUCGCAGUGUGCCGGCUCCUCCUUAAAGCUCGCCCCGCUGAAGCAGUGUGCUGUGGAGGGGGUCACGAAUCAGGACCACGACGCAAUCUGGGUGCGGCGGGACGACUUCGCCAACGGCUGCAACGGCAACGUCUUCUGAGGCGGGAAAAUUGGAGCGAGAGAUUAAGAAAAAGACAAAACAGGAAUGCGAAAGCAGGCGGGACAUCGUGGAUACAAGCUUUAAGCAAGGAGGAUUUGGAGAGCAAGAAUAAAAGGUGUUAAAUCUCAGACAGCCCUCCCUGUUACCACCCACAAUCCUCUUCUUCCACCUCACCUGCAUCCUCACUUUUCAGACAAUCCUGAACUUCCUAAGCACCCAGUUAAAUAAAGAGAAAUAACCUGCAACUGACUUCAGUGAAUAUAUUUUGUGUGACCAAGAGACACUCAUUCUUAAAAACAGAGCCUGAAAGGACAUGCACCCAGGACACACACACACUUGUUACACACGAACAAAAAGUCACUGCAUGUACAGUGUGUGUGUGUGCGUGUGUGUGUGUGUGUCACAAAAGCACAGAGUCACGGCAGCUACUGCACCACACGCUCACUGUACUGAAGAGACGUCGUCACCGACCUGUGACCUUUUGGCCAAAUGAUCUAUUUUUCAACACAGGAAUGUGGGUGUUAUAUUUUUCUGACUCUGAGACUGUGUUUGUAUUUUGAACACUUAAGGGCUGCGUGUUACUGAACUUCUCUUCAGGGGCUUUUUGGCUGAAUGACUGCUGAGUCACACGGUGAGAUCCACCUCGCUUUAUUGUGCUUCUUAUUGUUUUAACUUAAUACGAGCUGCACACAGUCAGGUGUACAGCACAGCGCUGUUAAAGAACAAAAUAAUCUCACCGUUUCUUCUUUUUUAUAUCCUUUUGAAAACAAAGUUUGGACAGCAGAGAGUCCGUGUGUUCUUUAUUUAAGCAUUGCCUUUUUAAAAAAAGAUACUGUCAGUUUUAAUGUUUACACCUUGUUUGACUGCCUAGUGUGAUAUGAACUGCUUUUUGUGUGUCUGGUGUCAGAGACGGGCUUGAGAGAGCCAUCACUUCUGCCCUUCACAUGAAUGUUCACGCUUUCAUUUUGUUGUUUCAAUAAAAUGUCAUUUUUA